AUAAUAAAUCCAGCUGAGCCAAUCGCAGCAGGCGAAGAUGCGGAGUAAAGUUGAGGGGUUUGUUAUUUACCCUCCCCCUUGAAAGUUUAUAUGAAAAAAGGACACCAAGACAAGGCCGAUCACGUGGUCCACAACCGAAAGCAGCCAUUGGCCAAAACCACAGAGAAGGCGUUCCGACGGCGGCGGCGUGGGUUCGCUUGAGUGACACAAUUAUAACAAGUUUGAGCUGGCGACUAGGGGGAAGUUUGAGAUAUUACUAAAUAACAAUUUACCGUUUAAUCCUGCAUUGCUCGUUCUGCAUGCAUUUUGGUGUACCUGCGACUCAUUUAUGUUGAGGACAAUGUGAAAAAGGGGGUGUUCAGAGGAAAUUAUUUUCCGUCUAUUCUUUUUUUUUGCGUUUAGAUAUACGCAAAAAGGUGCUCGGCUUGCGGUGCGUAAAUAUUUUCGCUGGAGUUUUUUUUGUCUAUGAAAUCGUGCGGAGUGUCAGUGCCCGCUGUAGCUCGCGCUGCUGCUGCUGGUGAUGGUGAUGAGGAAAAGAAAAUGGCGGCGGGAAAAGCGAGUGAAACCGAGGAGGACUUUCCGAAGCUUACGCCGCAAGAAAGGGAGCGCUUAGCCAGCGUAGACAGCACACUAUUUGGAUUUCAGAGGCUUCAUGAAGAUGGCGCCAGAACGAAGGCCUUGCUGUUAAAGGCUGUUCGCUGCUAUGAUGUCUACAUCUUAAAAGCUGAAGGGAAAGUGGAGCCAGAGGUGUUUUGCCAGUUAGGUCACUUCAACCUUUUACUGGAAGAUUAUCCUAAAGCAUUAUCUGCAUACCAGAGAUACUACAGUUUACAGUCAGACUACUGGAAGAAUGCUGCCUUUUUAUAUGGCCUUGGUUUGGUUUACUUCCAUUACAAUGCUUUUCACUGGGCGAUUAAGGCAUUUCAGGAGGUGCUUUACAUUGACCCUAGUUUCUCAAGAACCAAGGAGAUCCAUCUGCGGCUUGGCCUGAUGUUUAAAGUCAACACAGACUACGAGUCAAGCCUCAAGCAUUUUCAGCUGGCAUUGAUUGACUCCACACCCUGCACUUUGUCCAAAGCUGAAAUUCAGUUCCACAUCGCUCAUGUAUAUGAAAUUCAGAAGAAAUACCGCAUCGCUAAGGAAGCUUACGAGAGUCUGUUACAAACAGAGAAUCUCCCUGUGCAGGUGAAGGCAACUACGCUCCAACAAUUAGGCUGGAUGCAUCACACGGUCGAACAGUUGGGAGAUAAAGCCAACAAGAACAGCUAUGCUAUUCAGUGUCUGCAGAAGUCCCUAGAAGCAGACCCCAAUUCGGGACAGUCUUGGUACUUCUUGGGCAGGUGCUACUCAAGUAUUGGGAAGGUCCAAGAUGCCUUCAUAUCUUACCGACAGUCUAUUGAUAAGUCUGAGGCCAGUGCAGAUACAUGGUGCUCAAUUGGUGUGUUGUAUCAGCAGCAGAACCAGCCGAUGGAUGCACUGCAGGCAUAUAUUUGUGCAGUGCAACUGGACCACAGCCAUGCGGCCGCCUGGAUGGACCUGGGCACACUCUACGAGUCCUGCAACCAGCCGCAGGAUGCCAUCAAGUGCUACAUCAAUGCCACGUGCAGCAAGUCCUGCAGUAACAUCCCAGCUCUAACCGCUCGCAUCAAAUGCCUCCAGGCUCAGUUGUGUAAUCUUCCACAAGGUAGUUUACCAAGUAAAAGUAAAAUGCUCCCUAGUAUUGAGGAGGCAUGGAGCCUACCAAUCCCAGCAGAGCUCACCUCCAGACAGGGAGCGCUCAACACAACACAACAGCAGAACACCUGCAAAGCUCAUCAGAGCAAUGAAGGCCAGUCCCAAAUCCCAGGCCAGUCUCUUCCCCCUCAUAUGGUCUCUGGCCAGACUGAUGACCAGUCCGGCCCAGCCAAAAGGAAGAGGACUGCUAGUCCAGCCAGGAAUUCACCUGAUUCCUGGGCAAAUGUUCCAGGUCAUCAUCAAGUCCCCAAUUGGAGUUUAACCCCACAGAAGCUUCAGCUUCUGGAACAGUUACGGACCAACAGGGCUAAUCUGAAGCCAGUGCAGCUGCAGAUGCUGGAACAGUUGGAAAAGCAGCUCAGUCUAAUGCAACAGAAUCAGCAGAUGAGGCUGAAUGCUAUGGGUCAGAUACGACCCAGUGUGUCCAACGGUCCUAUAGCCGACCCCUCACUGCCUAUGAACUCUAAUUCCACAUCCUCCUCUCACCAUCCACACAUUGCUCUUUCCCGCACUCCCUCCGCCCACUCACGAUGCGCUGCUCAGCCAAUAGCCAAUGGACCUGUCCCUGCAAGCCCCGCCCCAUGCAUGGCUGGAACCCUGGGUAACACAGAUACCGUCUCUGUGGGCAAUAAUCACCUCCCAGGAAUGGGGAGCAACAUAAACGUGCCUUAUUUGCGGCAAAACGCACUACCUCAUAACUGCACAACCCCCACCAGCAGCAGCAUGGAUGAUGAACCGUGGAAAAGCCAACACAUCAACUCCACUCAGGGGCUUCAGAAGAGUCCAGGUUCAUGUUCAGCAGAUCCUAAUGGCGAGCAGCCUUUCUCUUCCGCUGGGACUUCCCAGCCUACCCCGGCAGCCGGCACUGGCGUUCCAAAUCAGGUCGGACGUUCGGCCACAGCCAGCGACACGUUAGCACCGGAGGCCAGUCACAAUCACAUCCCCUCCCCUCGCUCCUCUCACUCUGCUACCUCAGGUGGACAGCAAGGCAUGGUUCACACCAAAGAGAGCAAGCCUUCAGGAAAUGGGCAUUUCGCAGGGACGCCUAACAGCACUGCCACUGCAGAAGGACUGCCUAAUCACGUCCAUCAGGGCCAGGCAGACGCUGCUGGGGCGAAACCCUGCUCACCAGGUGUACUUAGUUCAGACAAUCCUCAGCUCUCUGCCUUGUUGAUUGGAAAAGCCAAUGAUAGUAAUCAUAGUAAUUGCGGUGGAUUGACGGCUGCCGGCACAAAGGUUAACAACAUUCACCCAAGUCUGCACCCGGGGCUUAAGGUGCAGGAAAACUCGGUGGCCUCCUCCCCGUGUUCUGCCAUGUCCACAGCCACACCCUCACCCAAAUCUGCAGACCAUCACAGCACUCAGAAUAGUGUUAACAGCCCCACGCUCAAUGGCAAAGGUCUGGAGGACUCUCAGAGCCCCUUGAAGGUGGCAUCUCCGCUGGUUUGUCAUAAACCCAUGCCUCCCUCGUUUGCCCCGUGGUCCUCUGUCUCCAUCUACCCCAGCUCCAGUGACGUGCUGAAAGCAUGCAGAAACCUGGGGAAGAAUGGUGUGUCCAGUAACAGCAUCUUGCUGGACAAGUGUCCCCCUCCACGGUUACCACCUGCACCCUUCCCUCCUCUGCCAAAGGACAAGCUCAAUUCUCCCACUCCUAGUAUUUAUAACUGGGAUGGGGCGGGAAGCAGGAAGAUGUGGUGUUUUGAGAGCAGCCGGUCUCACACCACCAUCGCCAGAUACGCUCAGUACCAGGCCUCGUCUUUCCAGGAAUCGUUGCGGGAGGAAAAUGAAAAGAAAGGGCAGAAAGACCACUCAGACACAGAAUCUGCUCCAUCAGAAAAUGUGGUCCGCAGAAGAAGAGGUCCCUUUAAGCACAUCAAGUUUGGGACCAACAUUGACUUGUCAGAUGAGAAAAAGUGGAAGCUGCAGCUGGCUGAGUUGAGUAAGCUACCUGCCUUCGUGCGGGUGGUGUCUGCAGGGAAUCUGCUCAGUCAUGUGGGCCACACCAUUCUCGGCAUGAACACAGUCCAGCUCUAUAUGAAGGUCCCAGGCAGCAGGACGCCAGGUCAUCAAGAAAAUAACAACUUCUGCUCUGUGAACAUUAACAUCGGCCCUGGAGAUUGUGAAUGGUUUGCUGUUCCUGAGCCGUACUGGGGUGUCAUAAAUGACUUCUGUGAAAAGAAUAAUAUAAAUUACCUAAUGGGCUCAUGGUGGCCAAAUCUAGAGGACUUGUAUGAGGCCAGUGUUCCAGUGUAUCGCUUUAUCCAGCGACCAGGUGAUCUGGUCUGGCUCAAUACAGGCACUGUGCAUUGGGUUCAGGCUAUUGGCUGGUGCAACAACAUUGCCUGGAAUGUAGGACCACUCACUGCGCAUCAGUACAAGUUAGCUGUGGAACGCUUUGAGUGGAACAAACUCCAGUGUGUCAAAUCCAUCGUUCCCAUGAUUCACCUCUCUUGGAACAUGGCCAGGAACAUCAAAGUGUCAGACCACAAACUCUUUGAGAUGAUCAAGUAUUGUUUGUUGAGGACACUAAAGCAGUGUCAGACGUUGAGGGAGGCGCUUAUAGCUGCUGGAAAAGAGCUAGUUUGGCAUGGAAGGACCAAGGACGAACCUGCUCACUACUGCAGCAUCUGUGAGGUGGAGGUCUUUGAUCUGCUGUUUGUCACCAGUGAGAGCAACUCACGUAAGACAUACGUGGUGCACUGCCAGGGCUGUGCUCGGAGAUGCAGCCCUAACCUUGAGAACUUUGUGGUUUUAGAGCAGUACAGAAUAGAGGACCUCAUGCAAGUGUAUGACCAAUUCACAUUAGCCCCACCCCUGCCCUCCUCCUCAACUUGACGUUAACAUUAACGGUUCCUCGGAUAACACCCUGGAACGCAACACAUUUCUUUCUGAUAUUCAGGAGACCUGACCCAGUUCCACACCACUGGUUUCUGUAGCAAACCCCACAAGGCUGCUGGUUCUAAGCUGUUUGUCUAUGCAACCUUGCCAAGCAUGGAGUUUCGGCCCACUGGAGUGAAGUGGGAUCGUCUCCAUCUUCAGGACUGUUUCAGCUUGUUCAGCACCACUUCUCUUUGAAACACAAACUACAAAUAGACUAAUUGCUGAGGAAAAAUGGUUUUGUGUAUAUACCACAAAAGGCAAAAUCACUCAAAACUACUGACUCUUCCUUUUUCUUUUACUGUUGCUUUAAACCUCUUUUUUUUGUUUUCGUUUCUUUUGUCUUUUUCUGUACUUCAUGUACGAGCUAAUACAUGAUUUUCUUUGAAUCUUAUUUCCUCUUAAGUACUACCGUAGCUGGGCUUUUUUGUUCAACAUUUUCUUUAGGUAACAAAAAAUAAAUUUUGUAAUGUGAAUUUUUUUUUCCUUUUUAAAAAUGUUUUCUCUUUUUCUUAAGGUAAAAGUUAAGUUGGAGGGGGAUAGCCAAGUCACAAAGAAAAAUGGGUUGCACAUAGACUAAGGAAUAAACAUUAAUUUGUGUUUUUUGUUAUAUUUCUAAUCUUGUUGUAAAUUUACACUAUUUAUAAAUAUUUAUUGCUUGAAAAUAUUUGUUGAUAGAAUGCUGGUAUUUUUUUUUUCAGAGUUCCUGCCAUUAAAUUUUAUGGAGUAAUGUCAUUUUAAACAUUUCUCUUUUUACAUUUUCUAUACAUGAAUAAAACUGCUUAGCGAGCAUUGUACAGAAACAUGAAGAUUGUUAUGGUUUAUGGGUUACUAAUCAGAGUUGUCUUUGUAAUUAAAUGAUUCUUUUGUGAUGAAAUGCCUUGUCUCGUCCAUGAAUUAUAACACGUAUACAAUUUGAAUAGACUUUUUCUUUUUUUAUUUGCAUAAGUCUUUGUUUGUUGACUGUGCUUUGAUAACAAAGAUCUUUCACUGGAUAUAUACUGAUUACUGAUGAUGUUACACAAUCCAUUUAAUGUCAUGGUUGUCUUAAGUGCUAUUUUCUAUAUUGCCAUACUGCCAGGUUCAGAAAGUAUCUGUGACAUUUAUGCUGUCAGUAAUAGGCCGUAAAGGGAUAGUCCACCCAAAAAUGAAAAUUCUGUCAUUUACUCACUUUCUUAUUUCUUAUCACUUUCGACCUUCUUCUGUGGAACAAAAUAUAUAUUUUGAAGAAAGACCA
This is a messenger RNA of Sinocyclocheilus rhinocerous, 5848 nucleotides long. RefSeq names its product lysine-specific demethylase 6A-like. Bases 466 to 4569 code for a protein of 1367 amino acids. The transcript is spliced from 29 exons. Gene Ontology annotation, cellular component: MLL3/4 complex. NCBI's taxonomy places the organism in Eukaryota, Metazoa, Chordata, Actinopteri, Cypriniformes, Cyprinidae. Gene Ontology annotation, biological process: regulation of gene expression; heart development. Gene Ontology annotation, molecular function: chromatin DNA binding; RNA polymerase II cis-regulatory region sequence-specific DNA binding; histone H3K27me2/H3K27me3 demethylase activity. The record is from RefSeq and is a predicted model, not a curated record.